Ceraceosorus guamensis is the source of this 2030-nucleotide messenger RNA. Its product is annotated as FAD/NAD(P)-binding domain-containing protein. The transcript has 3 exons. Gene Ontology annotation, cellular component: mitochondrion. NCBI's taxonomy places the organism in Eukaryota, Fungi, Basidiomycota, Exobasidiomycetes, Ceraceosorales, Ceraceosoraceae. The record is from RefSeq and is a predicted model, not a curated record. Bases 365 to 1894 code for a protein of 509 amino acids. Gene Ontology annotation, biological process: ubiquinone biosynthetic process.
GUGGACAUGUACGAGAGGUUGCCCGUGCCUCAUGGACUUGUCAGGUGGGGUGUCGCGCCUGAUCAUCCUGAUGUCAAGGUGAGUCCGCGAGUGAGAGUUGGGGUUUAGUGUAGAGACUGUUGCGGAUGGAGGUGGAUCUUUGCUCUUGCUUCCUUGAUGGGUGUGCUCCAGCACUUCGCAGCUGCCUAUUGCCUUCCAUGCGCGCUCUUACGCAUUUCCUGUCUUGCCUGCCCGCGUGCCUGCCUGCUUGCUUGCCUGGAAGAAUGUGGAACAUCGCUUCGCAGAGGUGGCCAAAGAUCCGCGCUUCAAUUUCUAUGGAAACGUCAACAUCGUCUCGCAAGGGGGAGGAAAUCCUCGCAGCAGCAUGAGCAGCGAUGCGGUCCUCUUAUCCGAAGCUGACGCGCUGGAGAGUUACCCUUCAGCAAUCCACUUGCCCAUCGAGUCCAUCUUGCCUCACUACAACUCCCUCUUGCUAGCCUACGGCUCUACGCGUAGUCGCUCGCUAGGCAUCCCAGGCUCCCCGGACAUUUUCGGAAGAGGAGGUCUGCGCAAUGUUCAUUCCAGCUUGGACUUUGUGCACUGGUACAAUGGACACCCUGCUGCGCACGAUGUCUCGAUAGGCGGCGGAGGAAGCAGCAGCGGCGCCAAGCACAUGGAUUUGACGGGUGUGCAAAAGCUGUCCAUCAUCGGAGCUGGAAAUGUGGCGUUGGAUGUGGCUAGGAUCGUACUUCGUGCUCCCACCGCUCUGAGCAUUGCCGGAUCUUCCGAAAAGACCAGCGAUCCGACCAUCGAUGCGCAUUCCAAUCCAGGCAAGGAACUCGUACCCUUGCGCAAGUCGGACAUUCCCGAACCGGUCCUUGCGCAUCUCAGUUCCAGCCGCGUGAGAAAGGUGGACAUCUUUGCGCGCAGAGGUCCAGCUCAGUUGGCAUGCACCACAAAGGAGUUGAGGGAAAUGAUGACGCUUUGGAGCAAUGCCGAGACUGCUCACGUCAGGUUUGAAGGGGUGAGGGAGAAGGAUAAGCUGAGGGGUCUAGAGGGACUUCAAGCGUUGCAGAGGAGCUCGAGUCCAGAGUACAGAGCGAAAAAGAGAAUGUUGGAAUUGCUUUGGGCGGAUGAGGCUAGCAAGAGUCGAACGAGCAAGAAGAAGAGCUUCAAGGUGCCAAAGAAUGAGCAGCAGGCUCUUCAUAUGCCUUCAUCACCAACACAUCAAGAUCCGCACUCGGCACCGACGCAAGCCGCUUCGCAGUGGGCCUUGAACUUUUGGCACACUCCGAAAAGCUUCGAGUCUAGAUUGGAUGCCGAGGAUAGGGUUGGCAGCAUCCGCUUCAGCGUUGGGGAUGGGCAAAAAGAAGUGCCUAAAGACAUCAGCACAGACUUUGUCGUCACUAGUGUUGGGUACUUGGGAGCCCCGCUGCUGCGGAAGGGCAAGUCUGAGGGAGACGAUGCAGAACGAAGCUCCUCCAUCAUCCCUUGGGAUUCUAGGAAGGGUGUAGUACCCAAUGAAGGCGGUCGGGUUGUGCGUCCUGCUGUGGAUGGCAGCAAGAUCGUCCCGGGUCUAUACGUAUCGGGCUGGCUGGCUCGAGGACCUGUGGGAGUGAUAGCUUCUACGAUGUACGACGCCAACAGCGUAGCGGAUCUGAUCCUUUCCGAUUGGGCUCAACGUCUCUCUUCUGCCCACGACUCCGACGCUACAUCGCCCGACUCGCUGCUCGCUGCACCCGGCCAACAAGCUCCGGACUUGCCAAGGGAGCUGAGAGAAAGUAGUAGACCCUUUGUGGAUUGGAAUGGGUGGCAGAGGAUAGAUGGGGAAGAAUUGAGAAGAGGUCAAGAGCUGGGCAAGUUGAGGGAAAAGAUUUUGACGGUGGACGAGAUGCUCAGGGUAGCAGUGCAAUAGAUUCGAUUUGCUACUACGAUUGGUCAUGAGCGCUCGGGGGGCCGGUGUUUGACUCGCUGCGGCAAUGCUUCCAAAAAGGUGGCCCCAUCGACGGAUAGGAAAGAGUGUGGUGAUGCGAUUACACGGACAUGGCGAG